AGCGGAAGUUCUUUCCUUUCUUGUUCCCGCAGCGGAUAGAGACACAGAGACGAUGGCUCCUCGUAAAGGAAAGGAGAAGAAGGAGGAGCAGGUUAUCAGUUUGGGUCCUCAGGUCGCUGAAGGAGAAAAUGUUUUUGGUGUUUGUCACAUUUUCGCCUCUUUCAACGACACUUUCGUCCACGUCACCGAUCUGUCCGGAAAGGAGACGAUCUGCCGUGUGACCGGCGGGAUGAAAGUGAAGGCCGACAGAGACGAGUCGUCUCCGUACGCCGCCAUGUUGGCCGCGCAGGACGUCGCUCAGCGCUGCAAAGAGCUCGGCAUCACGGCGCUGCACAUCAAGCUGAGAGCUACCGGAGGCAACAGGACUAAGACUCCCGGUCCCGGCGCUCAGUCUGCUCUCAGAGCUUUGGCUCGUUCAGGCAUGAAGAUCGGACGCAUCGAGGACGUGACUCCGAUCCCGUCAGACUCCACCAGGAGGAAGGGCGGCCGACGCGGUCGCCGUCUGUAAACAGGAAGUCUUUCUGAUAAUAAAACGUCAAACAUC
Messenger RNA from Scomber scombrus (Atlantic mackerel), 544 nucleotides. RefSeq names its product ribosomal protein S14 (gene rps14). Lineage: Eukaryota; Metazoa; Chordata; Actinopteri; Scombriformes; Scombridae. Gene Ontology annotation, biological process: ribosomal small subunit assembly; translation; maturation of SSU-rRNA from tricistronic rRNA transcript (SSU-rRNA, 5.8S rRNA, LSU-rRNA). Bases 53 to 508 code for a protein of 151 amino acids. The record is from RefSeq and is a predicted model, not a curated record. The transcript has 5 exons. Gene Ontology annotation, cellular component: ribosome; cytosolic small ribosomal subunit. Gene Ontology annotation, molecular function: small ribosomal subunit rRNA binding; structural constituent of ribosome; mRNA 5'-UTR binding.